Didymodactylos carnosus is the source of this 2225-nucleotide messenger RNA. Lineage: Eukaryota; Metazoa; Rotifera; Eurotatoria; Philodinida; Philodinidae. The record is from the annotation of a GenBank genome assembly.
AUGCCCACAAUUAUAGUUACUGCUGCAGGAAACACGGCCGAGAAAUCAACAGCAGGAAAGCAUGGCGGUACUACGACGACUGUUACUACUACUUCCGCGGUUACGAAAGAAACUACAGCUACUAAAGAGAAUACCAGUCAUCAUCAUCGUAUUUCAAGAGUAUCGCGACGCUCAUUACGAAAGUCGGUAGGUAGUGAGAAAUCAAUUUUGUUCUCUUCUGUUAUAGCUGAUACUGCUGGCACUACUACCAGUGCUCAAUUAACACGAGAAAUGGGCUAUAGUACAAUUACUACCACUAAUUUAGUGAAUGAAACAACGACUAAUCAUCUACAGCCAACACCGCAAAAUCAUCAUACUUCUAUUACAAGAGUAUCUAGACGAUCAUCGAUCUCAAUACGAAAGUCGAUGGAGGAGGAUGUAGCUGCUACGCCAAUUACCACAACACCAACAAAAUUAAAUGAUAUUAUACUGUUAAGUAAUAAUAAUGAGUUAACAUAUGGUGUUGGUACACCACCAGCACUACGAGGAACUCCAGCAGCAACAGCAGGAGGAGCAGAAAGAGACAAAAAUUAUUCAAACCAGAAUUCUAAAACAAAAUUAUCAUCAGAGUCAGCAUCAUCAAAAGAGUUGAAAAAGAAAGUUUUACGAGACCGUCUCAAAGAUAACGAUAAAGUUAAAAACCAAGCAACAAAAAACAUCCGACGGUUAUUCAAAUCAUCUACAUUGUGUUGUUGUGCUACAAUCACUGGAUUAUUAGUAGCUGGAUUAAUAGGGGCCGUUGCAGCAGUAAUAACCUUAGCACGUCCAGCAGCAGCUUCAACAAUGACCACAACUAUAGCGCCUACUUUAACUAUUACAACAAACACAACUAUAGCGCCUACUUUGACUAUUACAGCAAACACAACUACUACAACAGGAAGUACUUCGCCGGCGACAGCGGCUACUACCACCAGUUCAACCAUUACUAUCACCACAAGUACCACAUCGACGACAACGAUAAGAACAACAACGACCUCUACUACCACUACAAGUACCACAAGCACCACUCUAACAUCAACAUCAACUACGUCUGCGACAACAACGACAACCUGUAGUCCUGUAUUCUCCAAUUCAAAUUUAGUUGCCUAUUUUCCGUUGGAUUCAUCACCAUCCUAUCUGACUGAUGCGAGUGCAAGUUUAACAGCAACGGCUAAUGGAGUAACUGUUGUAGCAGGUGAACGUAAUCAGUCAUUAUCAUUCACAGGCGUUAUCGAUUCAUAUUUUCAAGUUUCGGGACUUACGUCACUUGGUACGCCAAAUACACCAUUUUCAAUUUCCCUAUAUAUCAAUCCAAACGCUUUGGCCGGUACAAUUGUACACAUAUCACAGCUUCAGAGUGGUACAGGCGCUUGGUGUCUCCCGUUCAUUGGUUUUGCUUCAACACAACAACUUGCCGUACAAAUUUGGGGUGGUUCAACAGCUGACUAUGCACUUGGACCUAUACCACCGGUGAAUUCGUGGACACAUGUUGUACAAACGUGGAGCACCAGUUCCGGUCUAAACAUCUAUAUCAAUGGUUCUUUAUAUGGUACGAAUUCUGGUGCUACAGCCUAUGGUGCAAGCGGUGUUGACGAUUUUCUAACACUUGCCAGUACAUUGCAAGCAAUCCCAUAUCCAGCUAACGGUUGUUCAACAACAGGUGUUUUAGGUGGAUUAGGGUAUUACAAUGGAUAUGUAGAUGAAUUGAGGAUUUAUAGUAGAGAACUGACAGCUUUGGAGAUUAUAGUAGUAGGCGCGGAUAAGGGAGGAAAAGUUGUAGCGUUAGAUGUAGAAGAAUAUAAGACAAAGAUUAAAGCAAAACUAAGCACCAAUACGUAUGAGAUUGUCAGAUCUAAACCAGAUCCAGCUAAGAAAAUACAUGAAGAGCUAAGCGAAUUAGUGAAAAGUUUGAAAAAAGUUAAAGCUAUUUCAAAUCGUCAAGGAAAGAUAUUUUUAAAACAAAAACAAUUACCCAUGGUAAGAGCAAAGAUAAAAGUGCACAAGGAAGGUUAUCCUGUAAGACUGAUAAUUGCUAUGCGAAAUACUAUUGGUUCAAAACUAGCAAAGUUUAUUACAAGAGCCUUGAGUAAAAUAAGCAAUAAAAUGAGAUCUAUUAAGAAUACAAAGGAUUUUAUUCAGAAGUUAAGUGAAAUAGAGGUGAAUAAAAAUACAACACUAGCUAGCUUAGAUGUUGUAGAUUUGUUUAC